Messenger RNA from Beauveria bassiana ARSEF 2860, 1077 nucleotides. Its product is annotated as protein family UPF0507. The record is from RefSeq and is a predicted model, not a curated record. The transcript has 4 exons. Lineage: Eukaryota; Fungi; Ascomycota; Sordariomycetes; Hypocreales; Cordycipitaceae. Bases 1 to 1077 code for a protein of 358 amino acids.
AUGCCUACAGAACUCGAAGAGCUUGUGGGCUUCAUCACCCAUCAGAACCCUCAGAUUCGGCUCCUCGCCACUGAGAACCUGGUCCCAUACUCGCUCUCAGAACCCAGCAUAUUCAAGGUGGAUGAUAUGAGACCGAUCAAGAACCUCAAGGUUCUGCUCAAUGAUCAUUACAAAGUCGCAGAGUAUGCAUUAAGCUGCUUGAUAAAUCUCUCUGGUGACCCAGAAGUUCUAGAAUGCCUAGCUUCAGACGACAAGUUCUUGGACUUGGUUCUGUCAUUCAUCGUGGGCCCCAAAGAAGAAAAUGCCAAUCUACUCGCCAUGGUCUUGGCCAACAUGACAAAAUCAGAUAGUCUCAAGCGCAUCAUCGAUAAGAGACAGGAAUCUCCAAAGGAGCUGGGCUCCGACGACUGCAUUCUCAACCAGCUUAUGGAUCUCCUGGUCAAGGGUCAGAAUGGCUCUUACAACCCCAAGGCGGACUUUGACUAUCUCGCCUAUGUCUUGGCCGAUUUAUCCAAACACGAAGACAUUCGCAAGUAUUUCGUCACGGAACAGACUUACGACAAGGUCAUCCCCAUUACAAAGCUCAAGGUGUUUACUGAGCACGAGUCCGACAUUCGCCGCAAAGGUGUCGCCAGCACAUUAAAAAACGUCGCAUUCGAUCUCGACUCGCACCCAUCAUUCCUGUCCACAGAGGGCAUCGAUAUCCUCCCAUAUAUUCUUCUGCCAAUCACUGGCAACGAAGAGUACGAUGUAGAUGAGACCAUGAGCAUGCUCCCGGAUCUGCAGCUGCUGCCGCCAGACAAGAAGCGUGACUCGGACAAUACCAUUAUUCAGACGCAUCUCGAGACAUUGUUGCUGCUCACAACAACGCGACCGGGGCGCGAUUAUCUUCGCCAAGUCAACGUUUACCCCGUGGUACGUGAGACGCACAGCCGAGUCGACGACGACGAGGUCCGGGAGGCCUGCGACAGAUUGGUACAGGUUCUCAUGCGUGACGAGGAGGGCGAGGGCCAGCAGCUCGAUCAGAAGAGACUUACAGAGCUUGCAGACGAUGAGGAAGAGAUCACCGAGGUUUAA